Molecule: messenger RNA, 437 nt
Organism: Arabidopsis thaliana (thale cress)
Lineage: Eukaryota; Viridiplantae; Streptophyta; Magnoliopsida; Brassicales; Brassicaceae
Product: Bifunctional inhibitor/lipid-transfer protein/seed storage 2S albumin superfamily protein
Exons: 2
Coding region: 1-399 (132 amino acids)
Source: RefSeq, marked reviewed
AUGACGUUUUACAAAAAAAACUCUGAAGCUCUCUUCAUAUCUUUUAAUCUCAUGUUUUUUGCGCAUGUUAGUGGCUGCAACACUUGCUUUCCACCUACCCCAAUUCCUAACCUUAACCCUAUCAGCAAUCCUACAACGCCUAGUUGCUCAAGAGACGCCAUAAAACUUGGAGUUUGCGCCAAAAUACUAGACGUUGCAGUCGGAACUGUCAUUGGAAACCCAUCCGACACGCUUUGCUGCUCAGUUCUUCAAGGGCUUGUCGAUCUUGAUGCUGCCGUAUGUCUUUGCACCACCAUUAAAGCUAACAUUCUCGGGAUUAACAUCGACCUUCCCAUCUCGUUGAGUUUGCUCAUCAAUACUUGCGGCAAAAAGCUUCCCUCUGAUUGCAUUUGCGCCUGAUAAGUUGUAUAUGGAUGAAUCUAUCAAGUAGUUUUAUU